AUGGAAGCUACUACUGCAGAUUUCAUAUACCCUGAUUGGGUGUCCUGCCCAGACAACAUGCAGUAUAUGAACCACGCGGUUUUGGUCUUAGUUUACGUCAUAGUUUUCUGUCUGAGCUUGCCGGGCAACAUGGUGGUGAUCUUCGUGGUGAGCUGCAUGGAGAACCGCAGGACGUCUACUGAUGUUUACCUGAUGCACCUGGCCAUCGCCGACCUGUUCUUUGCCUUGACUCUCCCAUUCUGGGCUGCUUACUAUUACGCCGGCCACUGGAUGUUCGGCACAUUUAUGUGCAAACUGAUUUCAGGCUUGCAGGAAGCCACAUUUUACUGCUGCGUCUUCCUGCUGGCUUGCAUUAGUUUUGAUCGCUACCUGGCCAUCGUGAAAGCAACCCAAUUCCUCACCCAAAAACGCCAUCUGGUCGGUAUAGUGUGUGCGGUGGUGUGGCUAUGUGCCUGUUUGUUGUCCCUGCCCAUUAUAGUGAAUCGUGAGGCCUUCGUGUCUGUAUAUACGCAGGAGUAUACGUGCCAUGACAAUUUGACCGCAGGAAGCAUGGACAGCUGGAGGAUGAGUUUGCGGAUUCUCCACCACACUUUGGGAUUCUUCCUGCCAUUAGCCGUCAUGAUGUUCUGCUACGGUUUCACCAUGUGCACGCUUUGCCGCUCGCGCAACAGCCAAAAGCAGAAGGCCAUGCGGGUCAUCCUGUCUGUCGUGUUGGCUUUUAUCAUCUGCUGGCUGCCCAAUAAUAUCCUAGAGUUAAUAGACACCCUGAUGCGAGGCGGCCAGGUGAUGGAAACGUGUGAGCUGAGAGACAGCAUAGACGUGGCCUUGUACGUCACACAGGCAAUGACUUCUGCCCGCUGUGCAAUAAACCCUAUCCUGUAUGUCUUCAUUUGGAAGAAAUUACGCAACCAGCUCCUGACGUCUCUCUUUAAGAAAGGCCUUGGGAGAGACACAACGUCGAAAUAUCAAGUGGGAUCUGUCAAUAGCUUUGGGAGCACAAGGCAAAUGUUGAUCAGUCCAGCUCCUUAGGGCUUUGAUCCCUCAAGGACCACACCAGUGAGUUUUUAGAUCUUGCUCACCAAACCCUCUACCCAUCAGUGGUGUUUGUAUUCACAGCCACAGCAUGAAAACCAUGGCCCUUCUCGGCCCUUUGACCCAUCGGCUCCACCGUCAUCUUUUAUCCGUUCAGCUUUUCUAGUUUAGUUCCUCAUUUUGGUCUGUGUAUUUCUACACCAU
Molecule: messenger RNA, 1236 nt
Organism: Onychostoma macrolepis
Lineage: Eukaryota; Metazoa; Chordata; Actinopteri; Cypriniformes; Cyprinidae
Product: C-X-C chemokine receptor type 1-like
Biological process (GO): immune response; neutrophil chemotaxis; G protein-coupled receptor signaling pathway
Cellular component (GO): membrane
Molecular function (GO): C-X-C chemokine receptor activity
Source: RefSeq, a predicted model, not a curated record